Ilex paraguariensis (yerba mate) is the source of this 2651-nucleotide messenger RNA. NCBI's taxonomy places the organism in Eukaryota, Viridiplantae, Streptophyta, Magnoliopsida, Aquifoliales, Aquifoliaceae. The record is from the annotation of a GenBank genome assembly.
UGGGGAGGAAAAUGGCAUGUGCUUCUCUUUCAUCUUCCUCUCCUUCCGGUGCCUGUUGUGGUGUCGCUGCUAUUCCUCAUCUCAAUUCCGUCGCUUCUCCGCCACCAACGGCUUGGCUAGGGCGGCGUUGGCUCCGUCACGACCAUCAUUAUAUCACUAGAGCCCGAAAUGUGUCUGUACGAUUAGCUAUUGCAGGGGCUGUGUCGACAGUGCCACAGCCACAUCCGCCCCUCUCUACCACCAUUGCUAGGGUUAGGGUUUCAUCCAGUUACCUAUACAUCAACAAGAAAAGGAAGGUCAAGGCCACAGAAUCCGACGUGCAAGUGGAAUCAUCAUCAUUCGAAGUUGAUUGCGUAGGCACUGGGCUCGAUGUCGAAUGUGUUGUUCCAUCUUCUUCUACUUCCUCAAUCACAAAAUUGAAGGACGAAACAGAUGGAGAAGAAUCUUCAUUGAUAUUGCUGAGUGAAGUGUGGGAAUGGGUGUUGCUGGUGUCGCCUUUCUUUUUUUGGGGCACGGCUAUGGUGGCUAUGAAGGAAGUCUUGCCUAAGACUGGUCCGUUCUUCAUAUCGGCAUUCCGUUUAGUACCCUCCGGCUUUAUGUUGGUCGCAUUCGCUGCCUCACGAGGCCGGAGUUUUCCGUCUGGACUCACUGCCUGGCUCUCUAUCAGUCUCUUCGCUCUCGUUGAUGCUACUUGUUUUCAGGGUUUUCUUGCUGAAGGGCUACAGAGGACAUCAGCUGGUCUUGGCAGUGUGAUAAUCGAUUCACAGCCUUUGACAGUGGCUGUACUUGCUGCCUUGUUGUUUGGUGAAUCGGUCGGGUUUGCUGGAGCUGGAGGGCUUGUGCUUGGUGUCAUUGGCCUUUUACUUCUUGAGGUACCUGCGCUUGCCUUUGAUGAGAAUAAUUUCUCAUUGUGGGGGAGUGGAGAAUGGUGGAUGCUUCUUGCAGCUCAAAGCAUGGCUGUUGGUACAGUCAUGGUCCGCUGGGUUUCCAAGUACUCUGAUCCUGUGAUGGCUACUGGGUGGCACAUGAUCAUUGGUGGCCUUCCUCUCGCAGUGAUUUCAAUUCUUAAUCAUGAUCCUGCCAUUAGCGGUGGUUUAAAGGAGCUUACAGCAAGUGAUCUGUCAGCACUUCUUUAUACGUCCAUCUUUGGAAGUGCUAUUAGCUAUGGUGUAUACUUCUACAAUGCUACAAGAGGUAGCCUGACAAAGCUUAGCUCUCUAACUUUUCUAACCCCCAUGUUUGCUUCAAUUUUUGGAUUCCUUUGUCUUGGUGAGACCUUCUCUCCUGUGCAAUUGGUUGGAGCACUUGUUACUGUAGUUGCAAUAUACUUGGUUAAUUCCAAGGAUGGCGUGGAAUGAAGUAUGCAAAAAAGGUCAAUGCCCCUAACCUGUAAACAAAGAAAGCCAGAACAUGGUAGGCUGGUUGACUCUACAUCAACUCGUCUUCAGCAUAUUCAUGUAAAUAUGAGUUCAGAACAAAUUGGUAUUACUAUCUGAAAUCUGUAGCAUCAUGGCAUACCAUUCUAUAGGCAUAGGAUUGUAGUAGGUGGACCCGUAGUCUGAACUAGGGGUCAGGAUUUUUCCUGGAAUAGCAUUUGUUUGGGGAGAAGGUUAGGAGUUAGAAUUCAUGCCUCAACAUUUCAUUCCCAAUGAAGUAUUGGUUCGAGAUGCCCCAGAGAACAUGAAAUAUUAUGAUGAAACUUAAGUUUGUUCACCCAUUUGGAAAAUGUGGGAAUGCAUAAUCAAUCUCUGGUAAUUUUGAUUUUGUUAAUAACACUUGGCUAUGUGAUAUUUUGAGUCAAUGACAAAAUAGAUCUAGUCCACAAAACAAUUCUGCUUACAAUGGAAAACUACAAUGAAGGUUACAAGUUUGCAACCACUGAUGCAAAUGUUCGAAUGAAAGAAAUAACUGAAAGGAUCAGUCACAUAAAGUCAAGUUGAAGCAGCUGCAGUAGGUAGCUGUGUGGGAAGACCUCUGCUGGAACCAACCUAACCUGCUUUAUCCUGGUGUGUUGACAAUCAGAUUCCCUCUUUUUUCCACUCAACCUUCUUCAAGCCUCGUCCAUGUCAUGGCCUAACUCUGAGAAGGCAUGUAUAUGGAAGCCCAGGGGACUCCGUUCACACUCCCUGGUAUUAGACCUGGAUGAGGUCCAGCAGUUGGUUAAAUUGGCUGAGUUGCUUCCCAUGAAGAAGAAAUCCAGCAUUGUUGAUCACCCACAAAGCUGUUGCUCCCUGAAGAUUCUUGCUCUUCCAUAUCUCCGUCUCCCAUUGUGCCCCUCCUCACUGUCACAUACUUGUGGAAGCUCGGUUGCAUUAGAUCAUCACUAAUGACCACCUCAGACUCCACAAAUGGGUCCUUGGUCUGUAGUCUCUUUUUUCCAACUGAGUUGGCUCCGAAUGGAGUAAUGUAAUUACUUUUAUUAGAUUGCUCUGACGUGGGGUUUCUUCUUCUGUCAUCAGAGAGAGCACAAGACAGAUUGGAGCUAGUGCUUGAGUUCAGGUCGGCAACUGCUUCCAGGAUGGAGCAGGCCUUGCUGACACAAGGAGGGAGAGUAAAAGCAGGAGUAUUGGUGGUGUUCUUUUGGUGGAAGUUUUGAAUAUCUUCGAGCAAUAGGGCAGUGUAGGAUGAAGUAGGAUUCAAUAAAGCUUCAG